Hirsutella rhossiliensis is the source of this 2238-nucleotide messenger RNA. Its product is annotated as fungal specific transcription factor domain-containing protein. Bases 1 to 2238 code for a protein of 745 amino acids. Gene Ontology annotation, molecular function: DNA-binding transcription factor activity, RNA polymerase II-specific; DNA binding; zinc ion binding. NCBI's taxonomy places the organism in Eukaryota, Fungi, Ascomycota, Sordariomycetes, Hypocreales, Ophiocordycipitaceae. The record is from RefSeq and is a predicted model, not a curated record. The transcript is spliced from 4 exons. Gene Ontology annotation, biological process: regulation of DNA-templated transcription; DNA-templated transcription.
AUGGCCUCGCAGACGCCCGACCGCCACGCCUGCCACUGCGGCAAGAGCUUCCUCCGCAAGGAGCAUCUCCGUCGCCACCAAGCCACCCACGGCGGGCCGACCUUUAGCUGCCAAGUAUGCGGCCGCUCCUUUAGCCGCAGCGACCUCCUCCGCCGCCAUGCGGGCAUCCACGGCGGAGCGGCCGCCGUGCCGGACUCGCGCCGCGGCAAGGCGUGCGACACGUGCCACGCAAACAAGACCAAGUGCGACGGUGGCCCGCAGUGCUCGCUGUGCGCCAAGCGCGGCGUCGCCUGCACCUACGGCCGCCGAGACGCCGCCGCUGCCGGCGCAACCGGCUCCUCGCCGCCGACGAAGCGGGUCCGCAUCUCCCCCACCGGCCCCGACGACGUCUCCGGCCCGGGCCCCGUCUCUGCCUCGGCGCCCGUCUCUCCGCCCUUUACCGAGAGCUCCGGCACCACCCCGAGCCUCGCCGCCAUCAGCAUCUUUGCCGGCUUGCCCCCGUGCGCCUCCCCCGCCGCCUCCACCACGUCGUCCUCGGCCGGCCAGCAGCAGCAGCAGCAGCAGCACAACAACAACUCGGCCACCUGGGCCGCCUUGCAGUCCAUCCACCGCGCCGUCGUCUCCCGCUCCGACGCCGGCCCCAACGGCCCCCCGCCGUCGCCGUCUCCCGUGCCCAAGCUGUGGCUGUCGGCCUGCGUCGACUCGUACUUCUCCACCGUCCAUCAGCGCUGGCCUGUGCUGCAUGGGCCCGGCACCGACGAGACGACCGACGAGGUGGCCAUUGUGGCUUCCAUUGUCAUGAUGACCUCGUGGCUUCACUGCGACCGCAGCUUCAAGCCGCUGCUGAUGGAGAUUCACAACGUCCUCGUCGAGCAGGCCUUCAAGCAACUGGCAAACGACACCUUCGACCCCAGCCGCCCGUGGCCCGCCGAGAUAUAUCAAGUCGCCCUGCUCAACAUCAUCUUUGCCUUUGAGAGCGGGCGAAGCCGCCACCUCCUCAGCCUCCUCAUCGCCGUGCUGCGGCAAAACGGCUGCUUCAGCGCAGAGGCCGUCGAGCGCGAGCGCAACACGCACUACCCGGGCGACUUCGUGCCGUGGGUCUUCGCCUCGGUCGAGCGGUGGAAGCGCCUCGCCUUCUGCACCUUCCAGGUCGACACAUACCUGUCGCUGCUGUGCAACCAGCCGCCGCUGCUGCGGCGCGAGGAGCUCGACCUCGGCCUGCCCUCGACGUUUGCCAUGUGGAACGCCUUUGGCCUGCACAUCUUCUUCCCGCGCCACCGCAGCGAGCCGUGGCGCCGCGGCGCCCUCAAGAUGUCGUGCCUCGACAUGACCAACCCGCAGCUGCUGCCGUCGGGCAUCCUCGUCGAGGACGUCCACGCGUGCCUGCUCGGGGCCUGGAACGACAUCUGGAUCCUGCAGCAGCUCCGCCGCAACCGCCACGACGCCGCCGCCGCCCGCGCCGACGCCAUCGCGCGCCAGCUCAAGGUCUGCAAGAUCCAGCUCGACGCCAUUGUCGAGGCCACCGACAGGCCCGACCUCCACGGCCAGUACACCGACUUCCUCAUCCGCGCCUACUCGGCCAAGGAGCUGCCCACCGAGCCCAAGUGGCGCGAGCGCGUCCAGGCUCGCAUCCACUCGUACGCCUUCAGCGUCCGCAUGCUCUACCACCUGCUCAACCUGCACCUGCGCGCCGACGUCCAGGCCAUGCGCGACGUCAGCCACACGGCCUCGUCCAUGCCCGGCCCGGAGUCGGGCGGCGGCGCCACCUCGCCGUCGUGGCAGCGCAAGGUCAUGCAGAUCCAGGAAUGGGCCAUGUCCUCGGACAGCAGGGCCGCCCUCUUCCACGCCAUGUUUGUCUGGAGGACCUACCAGGAGUCGGCCCCGGCCCUCGACCUGCACCAGAAUCCGCCCGACCCCAUCGUCUACAUGGCCCUCUCGGCCGCCGCCAUGGUGCUGUGGACCUGGACCAUGAACGCCGUGCCCGCCUGCAUCUGCGGCCCCGACGUGCCCAAGAUCGACGUCAGCGCCGGCCCCCUCAGCGCCGAGUCGAGCGCCGACAUCGACGACUGGGUCCUUCGAGGCGGCAGCGGCAUCAUGCUCCACGGCGCCACCGUCUGCAACUGCAACGCUGCCACCUGGCUCACCCGCUUCGCCGAGGCCCUGGCGCGGGGAGGCGAGCGGUGGGAGCUGGGCAGCAUUGCCGCAAACAACUGUCUCUCCAGACUGAAUUUUCCUUAG